AUGGCGGCGAUUGGUCGCGUUUCAAUCAAGGCGGUGGAGGUGGUAGUAGGUGGCAAGAAGGAGGUGGUGGAAGAAGAAAACCGAAGAGGUCGUUGGGAUGAAUCAAGCGCUUCUAACCAAGAUUGGACAAAACCACUUGCCCCUGAUGAACGUUUGGAGGAAGAACUUUUUGGAAAUCGUAGUACGGGUAUUAACUUCAAUAAAUAUGAAGAUAUUCCAGUUGAAGCAACUGGUGAAGAUAUACCCUCCCAUAUUAAUACAGUAAGCUUAAUAUAA
Aphis gossypii (cotton aphid) is the source of this 276-nucleotide messenger RNA. RefSeq names its product ATP-dependent RNA helicase DDX3Y-like. The record is from RefSeq and is a predicted model, not a curated record. Bases 1 to 276 code for a protein of 91 amino acids. NCBI's taxonomy places the organism in Eukaryota, Metazoa, Arthropoda, Insecta, Hemiptera, Aphididae. The transcript has 2 exons.